AUGGCUGUCGACUUUGGCCUGGCGUUCAGGGCCCCGGAGAUCAACCCCAUCACCUACAAGGCCCGUUCGAUUCCUUUCUUGAACCCAAUCAAUAUCUACGGCCGGGUCUUCUUCUUCUCUUGGUUUGGCUUCUUUUUGGCAUUCCUCUCGUGGUACGCCUUUCCCCCAUUGUUACACGAUACCAUCCAGAAAGACCUGAAGUUGACCAAGGUCGAUGUGGCCAAUUCGAACAUCAUUGCCCUCUGCGCAACCCUCCUCGUUCGACUUGUUGCUGGUCCAUGUUGCGAUCGAUUCGGACCUCGUCGGACAUUUGCCGGCUGUCUUCUUGUUGGCGCCAUUCCUACUUUCCUAGCCGGAGCUGCCUAUACCAAGGGCCAACUCUUUGCAGUUCGAUUCUUCGUCGGGAUCCUAGGUGGCAGCUUUGUGCCUUGUCAAGUGUGGUCGACAGGCUUUUACGACAAAAAUAUCGUGGGUACGGCAAACGCUUUUACUGCUGGUUUAGGCAAUGCGGGUGGCGGAGUGACCUACUUCGUCAUGCCCAGCAUAUACGAUUCACUGCUGAACCGAGGCUUGACACCUCAUGUCGCCUGGCGUGUGGCGUUUGUUGUUCCUGGCAUUGUGAUUGUCUUCGUCGCAUUGUGUCUCCUUUUGCUUUGCCAAGACACACCUGUUGGCAAAUGGAGCGAUCGGCAGCUUGCUGCCCAAACCCACCUUGCUGCACACGGUGUCCAGGUCGCUAUUGUUGAUCCUCCAAAGGCAGGAGUCACAGACAAGCCUUUAUCCGACAGCAGCCCCCCGCCUCCUUCCUCGCACACGGGCGAGAAGACCCAAGACGAGGCUCCAGGAGACCGCAGAUUGUCCAAAUAUGCCGACCAGGAGGUUCAGAUGACUGAACAACAAAUGCUUGACACGGCACGCGGAGAAAUCAUUGUGAGCCCGACCCCGAGGGAGAUCAUCACGGUUAUGUUCGCACCCCAGACACUUGUGCUUGCCUUCUGCUACUUCUGCACCUUUGGCAGUGAGUUGUCUGUCAACUCCAUUCUCGGCACAUACUAUCAAAAGAACUUCAAGUCCCUUGGACAAACCACGUCUGGACAAUGGGCUGCAAUGUUCGGUCUACUAAACGUUGUCUGUCGCCCUCUGGGUGGCAUCAUAGCCGACCUGCUUUUUGGAAGGUUCUCCAACCUCUGGGUAAAGAAGAUCUGGAUCCAUACACUGGGGGUUAUCACCGGCGUCUUUCUCAUAGUCAUUGGUGUCCUUGACCCUCAUAACACCAGUACCAUGUUUGGGCUCGUCGCUGGUAUGGCCGUCUUCCUUGAAGGGGGAAACGGAGCCAACUUUGCUCUGGUGCCUCACGUCAAUCCCCACGCCAACGGUGUUGUCUCUGGUAUGACUGGGGCAACUGGCAAUUUUGGCGGUAUCAUUUUUUCUAUUGUGUUCCGAUACAACGGCAGCAACUAUGGCAAAUCCUUCUGGAUCAUUGGUGUGAUUACUAUCGCUAUAAAUUUGGGUCUAUGCUGGGUCCGACCCAUUGCGAAGAACCAGAUUGGGGGUCGUUGA
Molecule: messenger RNA, 1560 nt
Organism: Capronia epimyces CBS 606.96
Lineage: Eukaryota; Fungi; Ascomycota; Eurotiomycetes; Chaetothyriales; Herpotrichiellaceae
Product: MFS transporter, NNP family, nitrate/nitrite transporter
Exons: 2
Coding region: 1-1560 (519 amino acids)
Biological process (GO): nitrate transmembrane transport; nitrite transport
Cellular component (GO): membrane
Molecular function (GO): nitrate transmembrane transporter activity; nitrite transmembrane transporter activity
Source: RefSeq, a predicted model, not a curated record